CUGGACUACUUGGUCAUUUGUUAUUCAGACAGCAUUUUCAUCUUCUUCUUGUCCUUGUGAUGGUGAUGUUUGGUCCUGUUCUGAGUCUCCGGGUCUCAAAGUACAGCAUAUUUGCCAACAAAAAUCAUUACCUCUACAGGCAAGAACUAGUUUUACUGACUUGAUCAUAAUAAUUAUUUAUUAUAUGAUGCGGUUGUUUUUAAAAUGUAUCUUUUUAUGACUAUAAAUCAAGAGUUUAUUUGCAAAACCAGAUUACUGCAGUUGGGUUGUUUUGAGUAAGUAAAAGUAUUUUAAAAGCAACUUAUACAACUAACAAAAAAAACCUUAGAACAUAAUGAAAAAAACAUUAUUCGUUAUCUGUUUUGCAGAUUAACUCCUUUUUGUGGACAAAAUAGCCGAUAAAACAUCUAUGAAACAAUUAAGAGACCAAAUUUACUUUCAAUUUCUGAAUUUACUUUUUAUAUAUGAUUAAGUAAAAUUAUGUUUUUUUUGUUUGAACUAUAGUUACAAAAUGUAUUUCAAAUAAAGCAAAUAUUUUAUCUGCAUCAAUUUGUGGAAAAUUAUGAAUGAGACAAGCUGGUCGAAAUGACUAAAAAAAUGCAAUGUUUGCAGAACUUGAUUAGGCCUAGUUGGAAGUUGAUAUUCACAUUAAACAACACAAUACUUUAACAUGUAUUUUAAAAUUAAGUUAAAGUUAAAAAAUGAAUAACUGAUGGAAUAAGCAUGCUUUUUUCAUUAGGCCCAGACUCACACGUCUUUGCAUUCUCUCAGUCUUUUACACUGCUGUUGGUGACCUUUGUCCUGAGGGUUUUCCUGCAUUCAUGCUGGGGCUGGACCUUGACAUUCUGUGGCUCCUUUGUGUUCCUUCUCUCAUACUGCAUCAGUAACUCCAUCAUUCACUCCAUCUGUCAUCUCUCUCGACUCGCUGUGACAGGCAUCAUGUGGUCACUCAUUCGCCGUUUGCUCUCUCUUCUCGUGGAUGCCUCGGGAACCUGUUUCGAGCCACUACAUAGCGCAACAGCAGCCCCCAAAGACCCCCUGAACUCUGACACAUCCGUUGGCGCCUUGUUGCUCCUGAGAGGGGAAAAGGGUAAAGCUGCCUGCCUCAAAGCAGGGCUACAUUGGCAGGGAUGCGAGGUAUCAGAUGAUAUUCUGAUCCUAUCCCUGUGUUGUUUGAUUCUUGCGGAGGAAAUCUGUGUUUUUAAGCCCUGUAUGGCUUUAGGGAGGCCUCUAGGGGCUCCCCUGAGGAUUCUCUUCUUGUUGUGUGCGUUGUUGUUGAGUCUCUGGAUAUUUCUGAUUCUCUGUUUGUUGGCACAUUUUCCUCUGUUUCACUCCCAGCUGGUUGGAGGAGCUAUGGGGUAUUUAGGAUGGAAGGGACUUUAUAAGUAUUGGCAUGCUUUGAAACCAAGUUGGUGUUGUGUUGUAAAAGCAGGCGCUUUGCAUUCGGAAACCACAUGUAAAACUUUAUAAAGUGGGCACGCUGGAAUAAAUGUAUAGGCUCUGAGAAGUACAUAAAAAAAUAUAAAACACUUAUGACUUUUUUUAACACUUUAUUGCAUGAACUGUAUUUUUUUUUUAAUAAGAAAUCGUGUUUAUUUUGCUCUUUUGUCAAACACAUUUGGAUUUUGUCCUUUAUGCGUCGAAGGGUUAAAAAAUAUACGUACCUGUCUUGAACUUCUGUUUUGUCAAAGCAAACUGCAUUUAUAA
Triplophysa dalaica is the source of this 1707-nucleotide messenger RNA. Its product is annotated as fat storage-inducing transmembrane protein 1. NCBI's taxonomy places the organism in Eukaryota, Metazoa, Chordata, Actinopteri, Cypriniformes, Nemacheilidae. Gene Ontology annotation, cellular component: endoplasmic reticulum membrane. Bases 724 to 1470 code for a protein of 248 amino acids. The transcript has 2 exons. The record is from RefSeq and is a predicted model, not a curated record. Gene Ontology annotation, biological process: lipid storage; phospholipid biosynthetic process; lipid droplet organization.